GAAGGCUCGGGAAAGCAAAGGCGCGACAUCGCCUUGCGCCCAGGUGCCCUGGCCCCGGAAACUACCUGAGCUGGAGGGCACGAGAAAGAGAGGAUUCCCUUGUGCGCAGGCGCGGCCAAGGCGGGGCGGGGUCGCGCACGCGCGGAGGCCCCGGCCCAGGGCUGGGCUUGGUUGUCAUGAGAGCGGUGGCUGCGGCCGGGGCGAUGGACAGAAGCGGCCGGGGCUGCUCCUCCCCUACCACCGCCGCGGCAGAUUGGGGUGCAAGCCAGCCUGGGGCGGCGGAGGGGGCGCCGCCUGAGUUCCACCGGAGAGAGCGGCGGAUGCCGAGGUGGUCCGCGAGGACCGGGACCCGCCCGCCUUUGGGGCUCGGGCGCUGAGGCACGGCCUGGCCGCCUCCCCGGGCCGCUCCGCAGGUCCGACGCGGCCGCCCUCUCAGUCGGGGCCGCGGCAGCGCCUGUUGGGGCCGUCCACUCUGAGCAGCCGAGGCGUGCAGAAUGCCCCACAAGAUUGGAUUUGUAGUCGUCAGCUCAUCUGGACACGAAGACGGCUUCAGUGCCCGGGAGCUCAUGAUCCACGCACCAACCGUCAGCGGGUGGCGGUCACCGAGAUUUUGCCAAUUUCCACAAGAAAUUGUCCUUCAAAUGGUGGAGAGAUGUCGAAUAAGGAAACUACAGUUACUCGCUCACCAGUAUAUGAUUUCGAGUAAAAUUGAGUUCUACAUUAGCGAAAGCUUGCCUGAGUAUUUUGCACCAUAUCAAGCAGAGCGGUUUCGAAGACUUGGCUACAUCUCUCUCUGUGAUAAUGAAAAGACAGGGUGCAAAGCCCGGGAACUGAAAUCAGUUUAUGUCGAUGCAGUAGGACAAUUUCUUAAACUGAUUUUCCACCAAAACCAUGUCAACAAGUACAACAUAUAUAAUCAGGUUGCUUUGGUUGCCAUAAACAUCAUUGGAGACCCUGCAGAUUUCAGCGAUGAAAGCAAUUCUGCCUCUAGAGAGAAGUUGAUUGAUCACUAUCUUGGGCACAGCAGCGAGGACCCUGCUCUAGAAGGAAGUUACGCCAGGAAAUCUGACUAUAUUUCUCCACUAGAUGACUUAGCUUUUGAUAUGUACCAAGAUCCAGAAGUUGCACAGAUUAUACGAAAACUAGAUGAAAGAAAACGGGAAGCUGUCCAAAAGGAACGCUAUGAUUAUGCCAAGAAACUAAAGCAAGCUAUUGCUGAUUUGCAAAAGGUUGGUGAGCGUCUUGGGAGGUAUGAGGUAGAGAAACGCUGUGCUGUAGAGAAGGAAGACUACGAUCUCGCCAAGGAGAAGAAACAGCAGAUGGAGCAGUAUCGCGCUGAGGUGUACGAGCAGCUGGAGCUCCAUAGCCUCCUGGAUGCUGAGCUGAUACGAAGACCUUUGGAUUUGCCCCUCCAGCCCCUCACUCAUUCUGGCAGUCCUCGCCACCAAAAGCCAGUGCCCUCACUACCGCAACUGGAAGAAAAAGGAACAGAAAGCCAGUUUGCAGAAACUUUCCUUCAGGAAAAGCCUUCAUCAUAUCCUCUAACUAUUUCUCCUCAGCAUUCUGCAGUAGACCAGUUACUCCCUGCCACAGAUCCUCAUCCAAAAAUGAAUGCAGAGUCCCUGCCCUAUGACGAGCGGCCUCUUCCUGCUAUUCGGAAGCAUCAUGGUGAGGCAGUGGUGGAGCUGGAAAUGAGUGAUGCAAACAUCAGCAGUGCUCGGAGGGGAGGCAUGUCUGGGGAACCAGAGCCCCUAACCGAGAAGGCCCUGAGAGAAGCCAGCUCUGCCAUUGAUGUGCUGGGAGAGACCUUGGUUGCUGGAGCGUAUUCCAAGACGUGGUCCUACCGAGAGGAUGCACUGCUUGCUUUGUAUAAGAAGUUGAUGGAAAUACCUGUUGGAACCCCAAAAGAAGAUUUGAAGAACACACUGAGAGCAUCCAUCUUUCUUGUUCGAAGAGCCAUAAAGGACAUUGUGACCUCCGUCUUUCAGGCUUCUCUGAAAUUGUUGAAAAUGAUCAUUACACAAUAUAUUCCUAAACAUAAACUGAUUAAACUCGAAACGGCUCACUGUGUGGAAAGGACUGUCCCUGUUUUGCUCACCAGAACUGGAGACUCUUCUGCCCGCAUCCGUGUCACAGCUGCGAAUUUUAUUCAGGAAAUGGCCUUGUUUAAAGAAGUUAAGUCUCUCCAAAUUAUUCCAUCCUACCUGGUGCAGCCAUUGAAAGCAAACUCCUCGGUUCAUCUGGCAAUGAGUCAGAUGGACCUCCUGGCCCGGCUGUUGAAAGACCUGGGCACUGGGAACUCAGGCUUCACCACUGACAACGUGAUGAAGUUUUCAGUGAGUGCCCUGGAGCAUAGAGUGUAUGAGGUCCGAGAGACAGCGGUUAGAAUUAUUUUGGACAUGUACAGACAGCACCAGGCUUCUAUCCUGGAGUAUCUUCCUCCAGACGACAACAACACGCGCAAGAACAUCCUCUACAAAACGAUUUUUGAUGGAUUUGCUAAAAUAGAUGGCCGACCUACAGAUGCUGAGAUGAAGGCACAGAGAAAAGCAGCUACAGAAGAAGCAGAAAAGCAAAAGAAAGAAGAAAUAAAAGCUUUACAAGGGCAGCUGGCAGCACUGAAGGAAAUUCAGGCUGAAGUUCAGGAAAAAGAAAGUGAUGCCAUGAAACCAAAGAAUCAGGACACUCAAGGAGGGAAAGCAGCCCAUGCCGAAGCUAUGGGAAUCCCAGAUGAGCACUAUCUAGAUAAUUUGUGUAUUUUUUGUGGGGAAAGGAGCGAAUCCUUCACAGAGGAAGGCCUGGAUCUCCACUAUUGGAAGUACUGUCUCAUGCUGACGAGAUGUGACCACUGCAAACAGGUGGUUGAGAUAUGCAGUCUGACGGAGCACUUGCUGACGGAGUGUGACAAGAAAGACCGGUUUGGAAAGUGUUACCGUUGCAGCGAGGCUGUUUUGAAGGAAGAGCUGCCCAGACACAUCAAGAACAAGGGUUGCAACCCUGCCAAACCAGAGAAGCUGGCAAACCGGUGUCCUCUGUGCCAUGAGAACUUCACCCCUGGAGAAGAGGCAUGGAAAGCUCACCUGAUGGGCCCAGCCGGCUGCACCAUGAACCUGCGCAAGACACACAUUCUGCAGAAGGCCCCAGCACUGCAGCCAGGGAGAAGGUCAGCUGUGGCCGCAUCAGGCCCCUCAGGGUCAAAGGCCGGAAGCAAGAUCCCCACCCCAAAGGGCGGGCUGAGCAAGAGCUCCAGCAGGACGCUUGCCAAGCGCUGACACGGCACUCUGGCUCAUUUGUCUCUGUAAGGGAUGGAGCAUGUCUCCUGAUUCCACACUAUUUCUCCUGAACUCUCUGGCCUUGGCGACCCCAUGCUCUGGCUGCUGUCCCUGGCUCCCAGCUGUGCACGCCUCUUACAUGUCCGCACCGUCAGCUCAUGCACACGAUAUGUAUGGGAGUAACCAAAGACCCUGUGUGCAGUGCCCGGACCCGGGCUCUGUGCGCUGAGCCUUCAGGACUGUCUCAGGCUUUCCUUAGAAUCAGAAGAGGACGCUGCCUGGGAGGUGCUAGCGCAAGGCUUCAGGCAGCACAGGUGAGGCCCCACUUUCCUUAGUACUGGGAGAGAUUUCCAUAAAAUAUGACCAGAACCUGCAGGCAGCACAGGCGAGGCCCCACUUUCCUUAGUACUAGAGAGAUUUCCAUAAAACAUUACCAGAACCUUUUGCACAUUGCUCCCUGUCACAUGCAGUAGAAUAUCCACAGGGCUGAGGCUCGGCCCGCGGUGGUUCCGGGAGAAUGGGCAUGCGCACUGGCCUCCAGCCGUGCCUUCUCCUCCCUGCAGGCCCCAUCUGCUGGCCAUGCCCAGUGCUCUCAGCCCCGGGUAGCAGAACUCACGUUCCCACUAGAGCAAGAAAUAAAGGCAAAAGAGAACAUCUUUUAAAAUUAGUAGUGUUUCUGAGAAUUGUUCCCACCUUGGCAAGCACCUUGCUGGAUGCUUCUCCAGUAGCGCUGUCUCUGUGACAGAUGUCAGCCCCCGCCUGGAACUGAGGUGGACACGUGUGGCCCGUGCCGUGCCUUUGCCUGGAGGCGCUUCGCAUUCUCCACACUUUGGAAUUCCUAAAGAAAUGUGGAGAAAGUCACUGUGAAAUGAAUUUCCACCUGGUCACUCUGCUCACAGCACACAGAAGCCCACUGGUGCGGCCCGGCCCGGCCCUUCAGCUCCAUGUUGUGACUGGGCCCAUGUUUACUUUCUUCAGAUAGUUCAUAGGAUGUUUAAAACACCAAUACGUUGCUUCAAUGAUGUAACCAAACCUCAGAAACCGUCUCCAAUCAGCCAUCCCGUCAUGGGGGAGUGAGCCGUGGGUUUCAGCUGUAGCUUUGGGCCUAUGGCACGUCCAGGCCACUGUAUAGAGGGAGUCAGGGCCUGUCUGGAAGUGCCUAUGCUCUUCCUGCCCCAGCCUGUGCUCCCAGGGGUCGAGGCUACCACGGACUGAGGGCAGUUCCCUCCCACCCGGUGCCCGGGGCUUCUGCUUGCCUCAUGGGUGUUGCAUGCGCAGACUUUGAAAAUGUUAGUUAGAAAGGUUUGGGAUUGAUGGAGUUUGUGUUAAGCAAUUAGUAUAUAAAUAUUUCUUAAUUCCCCACUGUGCGAAACAACAAAAUAUCUAAGAACUAAUCGCUAUUUGAACAAUGUACUCCCUGGUUUGGAUACGUUAAUAACCAUGAACUUUCGUGAAUUAAUCUCCAUGUUUGGUAAAUAUACCUCCGGUUGACUCAGAAUACUAAGUAAGAGUAAGACCUACCAAGAAUCUUUAAGAAUAUGCUCUGCUAAAUGUUUUUAAAGUAUAAGGAGAGAGGGGGCCAGGUGCAGUGCUGAAGCCUGUAAUCCCAGCACUUUGGGAGGCUAAGGAGGAUGGAUCUUGAGGUCAGGAGUUGGAGACCAGCCUGGCCAAUAUGGAGAAGCCCUGUCUACUAAAAAUACAAAAAUUAGCCAGGUGUGGUGGCGCAUGCCUGUAGUCCCAGCUACUCUGGAGGCUGAGGCAGGAGAAUCGCUUGAAUCCAGGAGGCGGAGGUUGCAGUGAGUCAGAUUGUGCCACUGCACUCCAGCCUGGGUGACAGAGACUCCAUCUCAAAAAAAAAAAUAGUAUAAGGAGAGAAAUAACUUUAAUCUUUAUGAGACAAAACAGAGUACAGAUCCCAAGAUGUCUGUAAAAUGAUCCUUUCUGGUCUCAAAGAGAUGUUGGCCAUUAUUUUCUAAUCCAUGUUUAAAAUACAGACAAAAUAGAAUUUGUUCCUUAAAUAGAACACGAACGAGAAAAGUUAACCAAAGAAUUAUUCUUCUCUCACCAAUGAAAACUUUUAAGAAAUAUAUGUGUUUUCUAUAUAUUGGAACUUAAAGAAAACAUUUAUAAAAAUACGUCAUUUUUAGUGAUUGACAAACUUGGGUUCAUUUAAAACAGAUUCCUCUUUUGUUAGUUACAGAAGAAUCGUGUGUUUUUGUUGAAAUGAUCCUACCAGUGAUUAGUGGCUGUUGAGAGCUUUACAGGGCUAUUGUUAAGGGACCGAGAAUCUGGUAUAAAAAACUUCAAAGGAACUGUAAGAUCCCUUGGCCAUAAAUAAAUGACUAAAUUUGGAAUACUAACUAAUAAUUGAGUUUUUACUCAUGUUCUGAAUAUUUAAUAUUUAUUUCUAUUAUUUUCAUGUCAAGAUAUUCUAUUAAAUCUAAUUUAAAAGGAUUGUAUGUAUAAAUUGGCAUUAGAAUACAAAUGUAAAUACUUGUAAUGAAAUUUUGCAAGUUUUUAAUAUUUUAA
Messenger RNA from Callithrix jacchus (white-tufted-ear marmoset), 5801 nucleotides. It is a transcript of the gene CEP104, whose product is annotated as centrosomal protein 104. Lineage: Eukaryota; Metazoa; Chordata; Mammalia; Primates; Cebidae. Gene Ontology annotation, cellular component: cilium. The record is from RefSeq and is a predicted model, not a curated record.